CAUUCACCAAAACUCAGUUUUUUUUUUUUAAUAUUUUUAUAGCAGUGAUUUUUAAGCGGUGUCAGCAGUUUGAUAGCACUUAUCACGAAUCGACAUGUAGCAUGGAUAAAUGAUAAGGUCUUUACUCUUGACAAUCUUCAAAAUGAAUAUCCCCCCAUACUGGAAAUGUGUCACAGCGCUGACCACGUUAUUGGUUUUGAGCUUACAUAUUGCAAAUGUACACGGUUUAGCUGUAAUGAGUGUCGAUAUCGGUUCAGAAUGGAUGAAAGUAGCAAUAGUUUCACCUGGUGUACCAAUGGAAAUAGCUCUUAAUAAAGAAUCUAAAAGGAAAACUCCGACUGCUAUAGCAUUCCGCAAUGGCGAACGUACAUUUGGCGAAGAUGCACUUACAGUUGGCGUUCGAUUCCCAUCCAACUGUUAUAUUUAUUUUCUUGACUUACUAGGAAAGAAAAUAGACAAUCCAAUUGUAGAUCUCUAUAAGAAACGUUUUCCCUAUUACAACAUUAUUCCUGAUCCAAAAAGAAAUACAAUACUCUUCAAGCACGGUGAAUCAGAUGAUUAUUUUUCACCCGAAGAACUUGUGGCAAUGAUGUUGGAAAAAGCAAGAGAAUUCGCACAAGAUAGUGCUGGGCAAGCUAUAAAUGAAGCAGUGAUUUCUAUUCCUGGUUAUUUUGGUCAAGCUGAACGAACCGCAAUGUUGAAAGCAGCAGAAAUUGCUGGAAUUAAAGUAUUACAACUUAUUAACAGUUACACAGCAGCUGCAUUGAAUUAUGGUAUAUUCCGUACAAAAAGUUUUAAUGAAACAUCUCCGAUGUACAUGAUGUUUUACGAUAUGGGAGCAUAUGGUACUCAAGUAUCAGUUGUUUCCUAUCAGUUGAUAAAAUCUAAGGAUAGAAUAGCUCCUGAACUUCAACCUCAUCUUGCUGUACUAGGAGUAGGCUAUGAGCGUAAUUUGGGUGGCUUGGAAAUACAAUUACGACUAAGAGAUUACUUAGCAGCCAAAUUUAAUAAUCUUAAAUUAACACCCAAUGAUGUUACUAAAAAUGCUCGAUCAAUGGCAAAAUUAUUCAAAGAAGCUGGACGAUUAAAGAAUGUAUUAAGUGCCAACACUGAACAUUUCGCCCAAAUAGAAGGUUUAAUUGAUGAAAAAGAUAUGCGUAUCAAAGUUACGAGGGAAGAAUUAGAAGAAUUGUGCAAAGAUUUAUUUGAUAAAGUGGUUCUUCCAGCUCAAAGAGCUUUAGAAGCAUCUGGACUAACUAUCGAACUGAUUGAACAAGUUAUGUUAUCUGGUGCUGGUACUAGAGUUCCUCGAGUUCAAGACCGUUUAGUCAAAGACUUAAAGAGUAAUCAACCUCUUGGUCGAUCCUUGAAUACUGAUGAAGCUUCUGCUUUAGGAGCUGCAUAUAAAGCAGCAGAUCUUAGUAAUGGAUUUAAAGUAAAGGCAUUUAUUACUAAGGAUGCUACAUUAUUCCCCAUACAGGUAACAUUUGACAAAGAGGUAAUAGAUGAAAAUAAACCAGCAAAACAAGUCAAGCGCAUUUUGUUUGGUCACAUGAAUCCGUAUCCACAACGCAAAAUAAUAACAUUUAAUAAACAUCAACAAGAUUUUGAUUUUACUGUGGGUUAUGCAGAACUUAGCCAUUUAGAUGAAAAUGAAAUUAAAUGUUUAGGUUCUUUGUCACUAAGUAAUAUUAAAUUGAAUGGUGUACGAGAUGCCUAUUCCAAAUAUCAAGGUCAAGAAGGUGCAGAUACCAAAGGAAUAAAAGCACACUUUGCAAUGGAUGAUAGUGGAUUAUUAAUUUUACAAAAUGUGGAGUUGUUGAUUGAAAAAACUGUUACUGCUGAUACAGAAGAAGAAUCUACUUUAUCAAAGAUUGGAAGUACCAUUAGCAAUUUGUUUAAAAGUCCUGAAGAAGUAUUAAAAGAAGAUAAACCAGUACAUGAAGCUCCAGAAGAAGAUCCUAUUCCCCAAGCUUCUAAUAGUACAACAAAUAACACGGAUACUUUUGAUCAAACAAACAGUACUGAACAAGUGAAAUUAAAUGAUACAAUUCCAAUUUCUGAUUCUAAGAAGAAUUUAAAAGUUGUUACAAUUAAAGAAACUAUUGAUGUUAACCAUGAAUACUUGUUUGUACUUCCUGCUCAAGAUGAUGAUUUGCAAAGUUCAAUUAAUAAGAUAACAGAACUUAAAGAAAUAGAUUUAGCAAAAUCACGCAAAGAAACCUCUUUAAACAAUUUAGAAACAGCUAUUAUUGAAACACGUGAAAAAUUAGAUCAAUCUGAUUAUUCUAGUUCUGCUACUGAUAUUGAAGUUCGAUCAAUUUUGGAUAAAUGUUCUGAGAUAUCAAAUUGGUUGGAAGAUGAUGGUUUUGGUGCUGAAGCUGAAAUUUUGGACUCUAAAUUUGAUGAUUUGAAAAAAAUAGUAUUACCUGUUUGGGAAAGAACUUUUGAGCAUGCAGAAAGACCAUCAAGAUUGGAAGCACUAAAUAAUGCAUUGAACAGUAGUAAUUCAUUUUUGGAAAAAAUAAAAAAUACCACGUUGGAUGAUACUCCAUUUACACAAGUAGAAAUAGAUACACUUGACAAAUUGAUUUCUGAAAUUACAAGUUGGAAAGAUAAGCAAGUAGAAGAACAGGAAAAACUUCCAAGAUCUGUUGAUCCUGUGUUGACGAUUCAAACAAUUGCAAUGAAACAUUCAUCGAUAGAACGCGAGAUGAGAUAUUUAAUGACAAAAUUCACUUCAUGGAAACCAAAAAAGAAAGAGGAACCUAAAGUUAAAGCACCAACAUCACAGACUGACAGUGAAAAAGCUAAAACACCAGAAGAACAAGAUAAUGAUUCUACAGUUGAGACUAACACACAAGAUGAUGUAGAAAAGUCUACUGCACAUGAACCCAGUAGUACUGUAGAAGAUAAUGCCAAAUCUGAAAGUCCAUUAAAAACAGAUAAAACCAAUCCAACUGAUCUACCAAUAGUUGAACCUACCAAAACUGAAAAAAAUUCCAAAUUGCCACAUGAUUUAAAGGCGGAUAUUUCAUCGUGGAUUUCAUCAGCAUUGGUUAUUUGUAUUAUACAAAUUGCAUUUCGCUUAUUUUAGUAAUUGAAUCACUCAUUUUAAAGAGUACAUUUUUAAGCAUGUAUGUCUUGUAACUUUCUGGGAUAUCUUCUAUAAUUUUGCUCUACCUAAUGAAAAAUACUAACAUAAUAUACUUAUUUGAAGACUUACUUAUCUUUCACGAAUACCAACACAUUUUUAGAGGUCUAUUAUGUUUUCCUUAAAACUAUUUAUUACAGUUAUUCAUUUUUAAACAUAAAUUGUGGUAAAUAAUUUGUGAGGAAAUAUGGCGAAAUGUACUUAAACAUAGCGUGUGAUUAUUGGUCACUAUUAAUUUGAAUAUUGUCUUGUAUUCUUGUAUACACUUUAAAGGGGGAAAUGUUAUAAGUUAACAACAGUAAUAUACUUUGUCCCACUAGAGAACAUGCUGUGUGUUAACAAGAAUAGGUCCAGCUCAUCACAUCCUCCAUCAAAUUUUCGAUAAGUAGCAUGCGAUUGUAGGGAUACCCCUCACCGUUGAUGGCAACCAACUGCACUUGUCUUGUAUAUUAUGGUUGGCCAUCGUCGCAUAUAAUUGGCUGCAUGGAGGGGAUGCGGCAGUCUAGUCGGUCGACAGACCUCAUUCUAAAUGUGCAGAUCUGCCAUGUUCUCUUGUGAAACAGUAAAUAAUUAGUUUUUAGCAAUCUUAAAUAGAAAAAAAAAGGAUAUUUGUGCUGAUACAAACAUUUUUUAGCCUAAAUACUACCACUAGCUCCU
Messenger RNA from Myzus persicae (green peach aphid), 3811 nucleotides. RefSeq names its product hypoxia up-regulated protein 1 (gene Grp170). Lineage: Eukaryota; Metazoa; Arthropoda; Insecta; Hemiptera; Aphididae. Gene Ontology annotation, molecular function: ATP-dependent protein folding chaperone; ATP binding. The record is from RefSeq and is a predicted model, not a curated record. Bases 110 to 3097 code for a protein of 995 amino acids. Gene Ontology annotation, cellular component: endoplasmic reticulum chaperone complex. Gene Ontology annotation, biological process: negative regulation of hypoxia-induced intrinsic apoptotic signaling pathway; cellular response to hypoxia; endoplasmic reticulum unfolded protein response. The transcript is spliced from 16 exons.